CCAGAGGGCGAGGUGAUUACAAAAAUAGUCUUACAAGAGUAUUCAUGGGGCAUUUCGGUGUAUAGUGGUAUCAGUGCGUUGUUAUAAGUGGUGUUAGUUUAGAGUGCUGUGUUGUAUGUAGCAAGUGACUGUCGAUACAGUUUAUACAACUGGACACUUAUUAACGUUGGGUUUACUUUCGACAGGAAAGUUUGUGUAUCAAUUAACAUUCUGUCGAUAUACAGAAAAUGAAUUAGUUUCCAAGUGUCUACUACUACUACUACGACAGAUGCUACUGUAACCACGAGUUGUUGUAGCAGACGAUACAUCUGACCGGGGAUUCAGUCCAUGAACUCUCGUUGGAUAUGGAUGAGUGUAUAUGUUAGCAAUCACGACUUUGUGGCAAUGUGAACUUUCACAACAACGAGGUGAGCUAUAUCAUUCUCCAUAUCGUCAACACUGUAACAGAACCCGAUAGUCGGGACCCACUGUUGUUAACGGCCUAUUAGGAACAUUUCGGCUUGCUGCUCCGUUCAAACUGCUCAUUCAAGGGAGAAAAAUACCUUUUAUAAAACAGAUUUAUAAAACUGUUCAGGUGAAAAGGACAAAAACGACUUGGCAUACCACUAAAGGACAGCUGACUAUACACGUUAUUCAUUACGGUAACACCUCGCAAAACUUUUUUGUGGCUUGGAUGUUUAAAAUAUUUUCACAACAACUCGUUGACUAUAUGCAUAUGUGUCGUUGUUGACUAUGUCCUUGGAAAGUCCGACUCGUCCGUAGGAUGUUUAGUCGUGUCUCCUGGUUCCUGUCACUGUGUUUUGCACAAUCCUGGUUAUGUAAUGUUGUGAUGUCUGCGGAAUACUGUGACGACGUCCAAGCUUGGUGUGCUAGGAGGAUAGGAUGUGGAAUGGCAUUACAGCAUUUCUUUGCGGGAUGCAAAGACAAUCUAUUCCAUGAAACUGACGUAUGUACCACGUCAUGUAAGAGGGCUCUUAUAUCACUGCUAUCAUCUGAAGACGACGCCGGAUUAGAUUUCAUAAACUGCAACUGCAGUGGAGAUCCUUAUUGCCUAGAACGAAAACAAGGAAUUGAAGUUUGCACCAAUGUUGUCCUAGAUGCCAUUCAUAGCGUGAACGACGGCACCUCAGUGGUCAGUUGCACUUUAGCCAAGUGGAUUUGUGAGGCGGACAGUUCAUGUUUAACUGCACUAGAAUUCUACAAAAGUCACUGUGGCAGGUUAUUUAUUGGUGAUAAAUGUACAGAACGCUGUAAUAACAGUUUAACCAUUCUAUAUCAGCAAGCAAAGGCACAGAAAUUGCAAAACUGUGAAUGUGAUGGAAGUGAGAUGUAUGAUUGUAAAAGUAUCCGAUAUUACACAGAUGUUCUAUGUUUUAAUAAGGUCUAUCAGGUGAAGACUUUCAAUGGAAGUAACAGUCUGUCAGUUUCACAAAUAUGUGUGACCCUACUUAUUGCCUCGUUGUUGUGGUGUUGGAGACACGUGCUAGGAGACCCUUGUUCACGCUGGUGACAUAUUCAGUUGGGACAUUAACGACCUCAGAGGCGAAGAAUUAUUAGCAUUUAAAGUGCAAUUAACACGAAGUCGAUCACAAAUAUUCCGUUUAUUUCCUUAGAAGAUAUCAAUCAACCAGUGAAGUUGCCGAAGGUCCCAGUCGUAAUACACCUCAUACAAGCCAAUGGAUGUUAUAUGCUGCUAGAGAUUACAGUCGAUAAGCGGUUGGUGAUAGCUGUCUAUGAUAAGAGAUCAAUGUCACUCGAUAGAUUGUAAUCAAUGAAUCAACGUAUUCAAGUGUAAGAUAAGAUUAAACUCAAAAUAUUUAACUAAUUAAAAUUGAUGUAUACUUACUUAUGUUAACUUAAGAGGAAAUAAUGAUAUGGAUUUUGUUCUUGGUUCAAUAAGAGUACAUAGUUCUCUGCAGGCUAUGCAUAUUUAAUCUGCAGUGUUAAUAUACAAGUUAAGUUUAUUCGAUGAUAAUUGGUUGUUCAAGUAGAUGUUCUGGGCGUAUGUUUUCAAUUCUAAACUCUGAGUUUGCUCAAAACUGUUCUGACUCAUAGUCAGUGGUUCGAAUAUCAUUCGAUUCGUAUUCAAAUUAGGGCACGUAAUCAGUUAUACACAAUUUGGAAAUUUCGGAGAGCAUUAGACCACUGUACAUUGUAAUGUGCUUGUUUUAUUGUUAUUGUUAUAUGGUGGCUGAAUGUAUACUUCUGUAAGACUUUGUGUGCGUUGUUCUUUAAGUCUAAGGUUAUCAUUGUGUUUACCUUGGUUAAUGAUCUCCAAUCAGGACCUCGCGCCAUGUUAAUAUGUGUAUGCAUUCAAAGAUAUUCUAAAGUGUACCGGAACACUUUCUGAUCAUCCGUGAUAUUAACUGUGAUGAUAAUUUGUGAGCUGUUUUUAGUGUAUCUCUGUAUCCGUCAUUGGAGAAAAUCUUGCUCACAUGCAAAUAUCGUUAUAGCAUACGCUUCCUUCUGUGCCAGCUGUGAAAAGAAUCAUAAGCGCGGGCUUUUGGCUACAAGGAUAGAGCACACACAGAGCUAGCGUUACCGGCUUCGUUUCGAUUGUAAGAUAUUCUUGUGAUUUAUGGAUAAUGUCUCUCUGAGUACAGAUAUAUACCGCUGAAGCGAGGAAUUUUCUUUCAUAUUCUUUCAUGUGUUGCUGUUUAGCUCUGUGAGCAAAAACGCAUUUUACAUUGCACAGUUUGAGUGUAUUGCCUUUGUGGCACAGCCGAAGACAUAAUAAAAAAACUGCAAAACAUAUAGAAAAUUAAAGUUUAAGUAUUUAAUAUGACAAACGUCAGCAUUACCUCACUCAAAGGAAAAAAAGUGACGCAAAAUUCAUAUUUUGAUAAUGUAAAACAUCCUGUUUGUUUUUCUAUGAUGGUUCUUGAUUGUCAACGAGCAGUGUAUCUAUUAUGGCUUUGGCGAAACCAAAGGUAUUCAAAUUGCAUACAAAGUUUGUGUAUAGAGGGUAAGAGACUUUUAGUUGUGCUGUAUAUUUUCACAUGGAAGAGAUAUAUAUUUGACUAAGGAGGCAGUAUUUAUAUAUUUGUGAAAUGAAAUCUGUAAUAUUUAUUUCAUUGAGUGUGUACGUUGACAGUCACAUAGUGUUGUGUAGUCGUGUUAAUACGCAUUUUCAUUUAAUACAAGCUCAGAAGGUCGGAUAGUUUUAACGAGCGAAUCUAAUAGAGAUCCUGUGUCAUAACUAUGAAUUUGUAACCUGAUAUUUGAAUUUUAAAUUUAUAGUAACAUUCAUAUCCUUGUUCCUAAUGUAGGUCCCUAUUAUGUCAUUUAGCUUGUAGUAAUAUGUUUGAAUGCACACAGAAAGAGGUAUCAUUGACUUACCUGUGUUUACACGCUAUAAAUUGACCGCGAAUGACAUAAAAAUAAGUUCUGUGUUACUAUUAGAACUUGUCAAACAUUUGAAACAGUAAUUCAUAAAUAAUAAUCAUUUUCGAUCAAUUUUAAAUCUAAAUAUCUUGAAUUAUUAUUUUUUCAACUAUAUUCACGUUCUGAUAGUUUUUUUUCCAUUAUUAUAUUGAUUGAUUUUGUUAUUAAUGAAAGAGAUAAGAAAUGACGAACCAGUGUAAAGUUGCAAAAAGUGCAAGUUUAUUUCAUUUGGUCAUUGAUAUUUUUCCUCUUUGGAAGUCAAAUCAGUAUUUCGUAGAAAGAUGACCAUAUCGUUUGCAUCAAAACAUUUCCGUCCUAACCUUAGAAUUAAAAUACAUUUUGAUUAAUAAAAAAACAAAGAUAUGACAAGAAAAACCAUGAAGUGCUGUAGAUGUUCACAGCACAAUAAGGUGGGUCCAUGUUACAGAUAUCUACCAGUACUAUGUGACUGUCACGUGCAUACUAAGUUCGUUCUGACUUUUAAUUGUUUGGUUUCAUCGGAUGCAUUCCAAAACUGACUUGUUUGAAUAUUGUAACAAUUUCAGACGUAA
Molecule: messenger RNA, 3935 nt
Organism: Ylistrum balloti
Lineage: Eukaryota; Metazoa; Mollusca; Bivalvia; Pectinida; Pectinidae
Product: growth arrest-specific protein 1-like
Exons: 1
Coding region: 764-1510 (248 amino acids)
Biological process (GO): regulation of cell cycle
Source: RefSeq, a predicted model, not a curated record